CUAAAAUCACACUUUCUUCCAAGACCCACACAAAGUGGAAAAACAAGUCUCAUCCCCUUUCAUCUGAUCUCCUCUCUCUCUAAAUAUUCUCUCUCUUUAGAUUCAUCUCAGAAUUUUUGUUCUUGUGUUUUUUGCAGUUAGGGUUUGGGAUCUGGUACAGUGGUACAGUGAGAAGAAGUAGAAGAAGAAUGAAAGGGGUGAAAGGAAAACUUCUAAAGAAUUUGAAAUCAAUUAAACCCCUUUCAACCCUUAAACAAGCUGAUAGAAUUCUCCAAGCAAAUGGGUUUUCGUUAAAUUCUCUUAUCCCAAAUUCUGAGAGCAGAAUAAAAAAUCAGACGAACCAUCAAUGCAAACCAAAGGUAUUGGAUUCUGAUCGUAUGGAUGUAUCGAUGAAAGAUCUCGAAGAUGAUGAAAUGGAAGAUGAAUUGGGUGAAAACAAAGAAAACAUCGGGCCCAAUAUAAAGGUAAAGGACCCAACAAUGUCUGUUAAAGAUGAUUCAGAGAAUAUUAUCUUAUCAGAUUCAAAGCUUCAGAUUAGGUCAGUAUCACAACUUGAUGUUGAAAUGAUUAAUUCAAGAACUUCACCCACUAGUCUUAAUUCUUCGUUGGAAGAGAUUGAUGUUACAGUGUUUCGGAGACCUGAUUUGAAUUCGCCAACAUUGUUUGAUCCAGAUCUUCUAGAAGCAUUUCAACUGGUAGUGAUGGAGUAUAUGAGAGCUCAAGAAGUAGAGAGAAAAGUUAGAACAGAUGGAGUAAAAGAAGAUGAACCUCCUUCGAAAUCACGGCGUAUCGAGGAAGAAGAAGACCUGUUCUUAGAAUUCGAAGAGAAAUGCCCACCUGGAGGAAAUGAAAAUGUGAUUCUUUACACAACUAGUUUGAGAGGGAUAAGGAAGACGUUUGAAGAUUGUUGCAAGGUUAAAUUUUUGCUGGAGAAUUUCAAAAUUAUGUACUAUGAAAGGGAUAUUUCAAUGCAUUCAGAUUACAGGGAAGAAUUAUGGAGUGUUUUGGGUAGUCGACUAGCAGCUCCAAGGCUUUUUAUUAGAGGAAGAUAUAUUGGUGGUGCCGAUGAAGUACUUGGAUUGCAUGAACAAGGGAAAUUGUUGAAGCUCUUUCAAGGGAUACCAAAAGAUCAAGCUAAUAGUCCAUGUGAUUGUUGUGGCAGCUUUCGGUUUAUAUUGUGUUAUAAAUGCAAUGGAAGUCGGAAAGUUGGGAACGAUGAUGGAAACGAUCUGUUGCGGAUUCAAUGUUCACGGUGUAAUGAGAAUGGCUUGAUUGUAUGUCCCUUUUGUUGCUGAAAUACAAAUUCUCCUUCCCUUUCUGUUGUAGUUUACAUAUUCUUCAAAUUGUAUGAUUCUUGGACUCCAUUAUACUGAGUCGAUCAAAUAAACUUCUCUGUCAGAAGAGAUGAGCUUUUAUAUCUUUACUGAAGCUAUAAACAAGGUGUUCUGCUACCUAG
This is a messenger RNA of Papaver somniferum (opium poppy), 1456 nucleotides long. RefSeq lists its product as uncharacterized. NCBI's taxonomy places the organism in Eukaryota, Viridiplantae, Streptophyta, Magnoliopsida, Ranunculales, Papaveraceae. The transcript has a single exon. Bases 189 to 1295 code for a protein of 368 amino acids. The record is from RefSeq and is a predicted model, not a curated record.